ACAACACAAAUCUGAAAUCUGGUAGAGGGCGGUUUUAUUUUCAAGGUCGUCGCGCGUAAUCUUGAUUCACGAGCCCAAGUUCUUUCGAAAUUCUGAGCGGUUGACGGUUAUUUUCAAGAUGGAUCUUACUCUGGACGAUCUAGUUCAAGAUUCCGAGAAGUUACUUAUGGAUGUACAAGAAGAUAAUGAUCUGCCACAUAUCACUAGAAGCUUGGACCAACUGCGUCACUUAGGGGAAAAACUUUAUUUGUCCAGAGGAUCUAACAGUGAUGUUAAAGCUGCUCGCCUUUUGGGGCCAAAAAUGAGCUACGAGCUGCCUCAAAAUCUGACUGCGAAGUUAGAAAAUUUGGUUCCAGCCGAUGUAUACGACAUGUGUCCCGUCGUACCCAAGACUGAUAUCCAGUCAUUCUUGAGAUCAGAGAGAGAUAAUGCAUUACUAACCGCAGUCCUUAUGACCCGAAAGUCGAUGUUUAAAGAAGUUGAAGAGCGCUGUGAUGCUUAUUUACAAACUUGGUGGGAACAAGAAGCUGCUGGAGUGUUAAGUGGUCUAUCGGGUUCAAAUGGGCCUCUGGAUACAGAACUCACCUUCGUACCUGAUUUAGAAAGUUAUAGUCACUCCGAAUCGGGGAGCGGAAUGCAAACUAUGCAGUUAACUCGGGAUGAACUGCUUUACGCAAACAAAUUGGAUUACUACCUUACAAUGCGUCUCACAUCUACCGAUUUCACACCUAUUCAAAAUAGAGUUCCUCGUGACUUACUAACCUAUAUGUCACGAGCUCAAGAUUCCGUUUCCCACGAAAAGCAGUUAAAAACGCAGCUUAAAAAUUCUCAUUCCGAUAUCAUGGAGAUGUGGACCUUCAUGAGGACAAUUUCUUAUCAUAUGCAUAAUGAGCAUGGUAGUAUGUUAUCAUAUAACCAUCCACUGGAAGUUCGAGCGUCUAUAUCUGUACAAAAUACUUUAUCACUGUGUUCUUUACAACAUUUAGAAUCUGAGUUUCUAGAGUUUUUAAAAAUAACGGUUGCCAACCAGCCUCGAUUAGCUCGACUUGGUGGACGUCCAGGGACCCGAUCAUUAGUGCGUGCAUAUCUAAGUCUUCGUCUACCCUUUGACAACGUAGCAGAUGUUUCAUCUCUGAGCAACCUCUAUCAAUUGUCUGAACAAAACGGCUGGAAAUUUGAUGAUGGUCUUGUAGAUGGUGUUCCUGUGUGGCCAAUGAUUUUUUACUGCCUUCGCACGGGAGAUACUCAAGUUACUUUGGAAGUCGCACGUGAUGCCUUAAACAACUUAGGAAACUUUGUAACGGUGCUAGAGGAUUACGUAAAUCAUAGUCGUCGUCUCAGAACUCCCAACCAAGCAAGAUUUCGUCAGACAUGCAAACAAGUGAUCAAGUCUACUCGUGAUCCAUAUAAACGAAUAACAUAUUCCAUUCUUGGCCAAUGUGACCUUACCGAAAAUCAUUCGGACAUUAUUUCAAAUAUAGAUGACUUUUUAUGGAUAAAGAUAUCUCAAGUUAUUGCUCAAGAGCCCUCAGAGUCGGUGGUUACAUCAAAAAUUAGUAUGGAUGAUACUUUUACUUUAGGUCAAUUGCAAACUCUACUAUAUGAAACCUAUGGUGAGGUGCAUUUUGACGCAUGGUCUCAACCACUGGUGUUUUUUAAAAUUCUUUGUCUUACUCAACAGUAUGAAGCUGCUAUUGGAUUUCUCGCUCGGUUUGAACAACUACGAUGCCAUGCUGUUCAUAUCGCUUUAGUUCUAAGAGACUUACAUAUGCUUUUACUUCCUAACUGGCUCCACUCGCCACUUGUGGUUCGUAAUGAUUACGAUCCUACAGGGUUUCGCAGGCUUAAUUUGGCUCGUUUAAUUAUGUUGUAUACGCGGAAAUUUGAAUUCACCGAUCCAGAAAAAGCCCUGAUGUAUUAUUACAUGCUUUCUGACAUCCCAAUUACUACUGAAAAAUCACCUGAAGAGGAUUCUGAUGAAACCAUUCCAAUUGCUUUAUACAAUACGUCUCUUGAACAUUCGACCGCUAAAAGUCAAAAUUUGUUCGUCCAAUGUGUUUGUGAAUUGGCUUUAGCAAACAAGGAGUUAGAUUUACUAUUGGGAUGUGUUGGUGAAAACGAUAUUCGCAAACCUGGUGCUAUCGACCGCUUUUGCAGGUCUGCAGAAUCCCGUCGAGAGUUGAUUCGUACUGUUGCUGAUGUUUUUGAGUCCACUGGUCAAGUAGUUGAAGCCAUUCAUUUAUAUUUACUAGCUUCUUCCUGUGGAGAUCCUAAACCUGACAUUUUAGUUUCUGUUACUUUAAUAAAUACUGUACUAUCGAGUGUGAUAGUAACAUCAGAUUUUGGAGCAACACCAAUUACGCAAUCCCGGUCCGGAGGACAAUUGGAUCGUAGUUCACUUCUGAGACUUGCGACAGAGAUUGCUCACAAAGUCCGCCGAUUAGGCUUAUCAUCAGAUGAUAGUGAUUAUCCUGUCCAAAAUGACGUAGAAUCAAGUGCGACUGGAUCUACCUCGGCUAUAAAAAUAUUAUUUUAUCUCCUCGAUUUGGCCUCGUUCUUCGACUUAGUUGAUGCAGAAAGAUGGCAAGCUGCUAUUGACCAUAUAGAUCAGUUGGGUUUAUUCCCAAUUAAUUCGCAAGCUUCCAAUGUAGAAUUUUGUGCGACGCUAUUCUCACAACUCCCAGAUCUUGUACGCCGUCCUCUCCCGUGGGCAUUAUAUGCUUUAAUGCGUUGCUUAUCAGCGAAGUGUGGUCGGGUUACAUCUGUCACAAGCAAUGGAACACGAAUGGAUAGCACUUCAAAAAUGGCUACUUCUGAAAUCCGUGCCAGAGCGAAGGCUUUGAUAGCAUAUGUUGGUCGUAUUCCGCACAGACUACCAAGUGAAAUUUAUGCCGGACUUACUAAGAUGGAUAUGGAGAUAAUAUAAUUUGCUACUGAAAUCCUAAUGCUUUCGAACAAUCAACUAUUAGUAUUAUGUACAUUGCCUGUACUUUGUGUAUGCCUUUUUUACAAUAAAUUAAUGAAUAAUGUUACUAUCGUUUAUUGUAGACUGUCUCCACUAUUUUGUAAUUAAUCUUUGUGUGACUUCACUACCGAAUACACUUUUUGAACGAUCACAAUGCAAACUUUCAGCAU
Schistosoma rodhaini is the source of this 3135-nucleotide messenger RNA. The record is from the annotation of a GenBank genome assembly. NCBI's taxonomy places the organism in Eukaryota, Metazoa, Platyhelminthes, Trematoda, Strigeidida, Schistosomatidae.